CAUAUGGAUAAUAAACGAUUCCAACAUCCUUGGUUUCCAGGAAGUCUGGAAAUUCAAAGCUUUCAAUUCAAAUAGCAGUUGAUCUGGGCUUCUUAUCGGCUUCAAUAUUGCUAUUUUCUUUUUCAUGUUCUUGAGAUCUUCGUUUCGAUCAUCAGCAACAUGAGCAGUUCCAACACUAUCGUCCCAUAUGGCCGCCGACUCGUGCCUGUAGUCAUCGACGAAAUUGCUCAAAACGACCCAGAGAGAGUCUUCGCGUCAAUACCAAAGACUACCGAUUUGAGCGAGGGCUACGUCGAUGUCACAUAUGAUGCCUUUUCCAGAGCAAUUAAUCGCGCCGCUACUUUUCUGGAAAGAACAUUUGGCAGAAGUGGAAGCUUCGAAACUCUCGCCUACUUGGGUCCCUUUGAUGUCAGAUAUUACAUUCUAGCAUGUGGUGCCUCCAAGGUUGGAUAUAAGCUGCUUCUCCCGUCCCCUCGCAAUAGCCUAGAAGGACAACUCAACCUCUUCAAAUCCACAGAAUGCGAAGCUCUCUUAACUUCUGAAGGUUACAACCUCUCCCCGCAGCUCAUUUCCGAAUCCGGACUCACCCCAAUCUCAAUUCCAUCACUUGCCACCUUCCUUGCCAAAGGCGAAGUUCCGCACUAUCCAUUCAUCAAGACUUACGAGGAAGCAAAGAACGAUCUAUUUAUUGUGCUUCACACUUCUGGAUCAACUGGUUUUCCUAAACCGAUAGUCCUCAAGCACGGAUGGCCGAGUGCCAUGGAUGCGUUCAAUGAGCUAGAGCCUAUUGAUGGGUAUGAGCAUUUGUGGUUGAAGUUAAGGAAUAGGAGGACUUUUGUUGGACUUCCGCCUUUUCAUGCUGCUGGGGUUAUUACUGCUUUGCUGGCACCACUUUGGUUCAACAUGAUUACUGUUUGGCAGCCAUCAAAUCGACCUCUCAGCGCUGUACUUGUAGAUGAAGUUCUCGAUGCAUCCAAUGCUGAUAUGAUCUACCUUGCGCCAUCAAUCAUCGAAGAUAUGGUGCAAUCGCCAGCCUCGUUGCAAAGACUGGAACGUCUUGCUGUGAUUGGCUAUGGUGGAGCUCCCUUGGACCCUCGAGUUGGAGACUUGCUGUCGAAAAAGACCAAAAUCGUCAACACGAACGGCUCAACCGAGAUGGGCCCAUUGUCAUAUUGGGAUAAAGCACCAGAGGACUGGGCAUACUUCCAUUACAACCCCGCUGACAAAGGUGUCGAGUUUCGUCCCGUGGGCGAUGGCGCUUAUGAACAGGUCUUCGUUCGCCAUCCAUCAACCGACCGAUAUCACUCCGCUUGGUGGACAUUUCCGCGUCUCGAGGAAUACUCUAUGAAUGACCUCUACACUCCACAUCCAACGAAAGCUAACCUUUGGCUCUAUGCUGGAAGAGCAGAUGAUGUGAUUGUACUAAGCAAUGGGGAGAAGUUGAAUCCGACUAAUAUGGAAGUUACACUUCGUCAACAUCCGAGCGUGAAAGGCGCUUUGGUAGUCGGUCAAUCAAGGUUUGCACCUGCUGCUAUUAUGGAAUUGAAAGGUGAUGUGGCGAGAACUCUCACUGGUCCGCAAGAUAAGGCAACCUUUCUCGAAGAUGAGAUUUGGCCAUUGGUAGUCAAGGCAAAUGAAGCUGCACCAGCCCAUGCACGGCUGAGUCUUGAUAGGCUUAUCUUCAGUAAUGCUGAGAAACCAUUUGCGAGAGCUGGGAAAGAGACAGUGCAGAGGGGUGCUACGGUCAAGCUUUAUGCUGACGAGAUCGAGGAAAUCUACACGAGGAGUGAAGAGAGUCAAGAUGGGGCUCAUUUGCCGAAGAUCAACGUCGGUGAAGACUCGAAUAUUCUGGAAGUUGAACUUGGAAAAUUGAUUCAAGGUGUUACAAAAGUCACGAAUUUGGAGCGGGAGCAAGAUUUCUUUACUACGGGGAUAGAUUCCUUGCAUGUUAUGACGGUAGUGAGGUUGCUGAAGAAGACACUGGUAGGUAUACCGCACGAGGAAAUCAGCUCGCGCCUUAUGUACAGCCACCCGAGUCUAUCUAGGCUUGCUGCGGCUUUAAAGAUCAUGGCUGAGGAUGAUGAAAUUGCAAAUGGAGAUCGGGACGGUUCUCGAGAAGCAUAUAUGCAACUGAUCCUUGCCGAAUUCAGCUCGCAACUCCCAAAAAUAUCACCCAAACUACCAGAGACAUCUCAGAACCUGGUUGUUCUACUCACAGGGAGUACGGGCUCACUUGGUUCAUAUUUGUUACAUAGCUUUCUUGCAUUUUUCGGAGUACUGAAAGUUUACUGUUUGAAUCGGAGUGCGGAUGCCGAGGAUCGACAAAUGAAGGAGAAUGCCAAGAAAGGCCUCUCCUUUGGGUGGGAAGAUCGAGUAGAGUUCUUGUAUGCUGAUAUUAGCAAGCCAAUUUUGGGACUCGGUGAGCAUGUCUACAAUAAUCUAAAAAGAGAGGUUUCUGUUGUGAUCCAUAACCAAUGGCCAGUCGACUUCAACCUUUCCCUCACUUCUUUUAUACCUCAUUUACAAGGAGUCUCGAACUUGAUCGCUUUCUCCUCCCGAUCCCCUCGUUCACCACCAAUAUUCUUCACCUCAAGCAUCGGGACUCUUGGGCAUUGGAACCAAAUCAACCCCUCCUCUCCCCUGGUUCCCGAAAUUGCACUCAAAGACCCAAGAAUACCACUCCAUCAAGGCUACAGCGAGAGCAAAUGGAUAGCUGAAAACCUCCUGGAUGCCGCGCGCCUGAAAUCAGGAGUCAGUUCUGCGAUCUUGAGAAUAGGACAAAUUACUGGUCCUGUAAAUGUUGGGAAGAAAGGUGUUUGGAAUAGGAAUGAGUGGUUUCCAAGUUUGGUGGCUAGUAGUAAGUAUCUUGGGAUGUUGCCUGAUGGAUUGCCGGGUCAGGAGGAUGUCGGGUGGGUUCCUGUUGAUAUAGUAGCUGAGAUUGUGGUGGAGUUGGUGGUGGGGGAUUGUAUUGGAGGGGAAUCGAGGCCGUGGACGAGAUAUUAUCACGUUUGCAAUGCGAAGGAGGGAAAUUGGGGUGACCUGGUGGGUGUCGUGAAGGAGCAUUUGGAAAGAAAGCAUAGGGAAAACAUUGAGGUGGUGGCUUUCAAGGAGUGGCUCAGGCGGCUGGAAGAUAGCGCGGAGGGAGAGAAUAUCGACAUUGAGAAGAAUCCAGGGGUGAAGUUGUUGGACUUUUAUAAUGCGAUGAGGCAUGAUGAGAGUGGAAAUGUCAUUAUGGAUGUUAGUGAGACAGAGAGAAGGAGUGAGAAGAUAAGAGAGCUGAAGCCUGUGAGUGCGGAGUGGGUGAGUUUGUGGAUGGAGCAGUGGGACUUUUAA
This is a messenger RNA of Mollisia scopiformis, 3333 nucleotides long. RefSeq names its product acetyl-CoA synthetase-like protein. The record is from RefSeq and is a predicted model, not a curated record. The transcript is spliced from 6 exons. The coding region runs from base 160 to 3333 and encodes 1057 amino acids. Lineage: Eukaryota; Fungi; Ascomycota; Leotiomycetes; Helotiales; Mollisiaceae.